UACCUUAUGCAAAUAGUCGAUUGGCAUUGAGAUCGGAGCCGUUCCCUACGAGAAACUUUUUUCAACUUUGUCGUCGCUUCACCCCUAUCUCUCUAUCCGCAUAACCGGUUCGACAUAGCAUUCUAGUAUUCCAAACCAUUAGGAUUAUGGCCCUUCAAGGCAUCCAGAUAUAACCGUUGCCAAUAUCUAUGCAUCCGUUCCUCGACUAGUUGAGUUCCACUACUCAUUUUUGCACGGAAUAUUGAUCUCUUUUUAUGUGCUUUGGAGACGCCGUUACGCCCAACCACUUGCUGUCAUAGCGUAACUAUUAUAUAAAGAUGUCUACCCUCGCAAUGCCUUCUCCGCCAUACCAACAUGGGUUUGCACACGGAAUGGCUUGGCAAGAUGUCCGACCUGAACCAUCAUCCAGGUCACGAGAUAAUAAUAUCGCUUUACCAUCUAUCAGACAGGCAUUUCCAGAACUUCAGCUACAAAUACAAGAAGAGAAAAUAUCGCCUUCAUCCAGUUCAUUGUUCGAAAAGGGAUCCAAUAGUUGCGUAGCGCACAGAGAUUACAUUCAUUCACCAACGUAUCAAAAAAGACGUCGUUCGUCAAUUUGGGAUGGAGUGGAAGUUGAGAGAGUACAUCCAGCCCCGAGACAUAGCCGCCCCGGCUCGGCCAGCCAUCGACCCCCUUCGCCAUCUUCUUUCCUGCAUACAGCCCCCAGAAGCACAUGGACUACCCCGGUGGACCGAAGGAGAUCCCCUUCUAGGACGUUUGCACUAUCUUCCGGGCCGGGACGGAUUGGACAUGUCGAAAUUCAUCCAACUUUACCGAGCAUGACGACGUUAAACUUCGGUCGAGGCUCCGGAGAGGAUUAUCCCCAGGAACAAUUACGAACACCCAGCAUUACGAGCAGCAACAGUUAUGGGACAGACGGAGGUUCGCCUGCCUACGCACCCUCAAAAUUUGGACAAGAUUUUCAUCACCCUAGCCGAAUACAAUCCCUCUCAGUAGGGUCAGCCCACCCCUUUGAAAGAACACGAUUCUCACCGCCGAAUUACUCACCGACAGCACCAUACGGCCACCACCAAUAUCACGAAACAUUUAUGCGCAUUCGCGAUUACAGUAUGGGGAUGAAUGGAGAAGGAAAACAACGGAAACGCCGCGGGAAUUUACCAAAGGAAACUACAGACAAAUUACGGAUGUGGUUCCAUGCCCAUCUACACCACCCCUACCCGUCAGAAGAAGAGAAGCAAGACCUGAUGAGAGAAACAGGUUUACAAUUGAAUCAAAUAUCCAAUUGGUUCAUCAACGCAAGACGACGACAACUACCCGCAAUGAUUAACAAUGCUCGCGCUGAGUCUGAUGCCAUGACAGUACGUGGAGAAAGCAAGUUAAUACCAUCGACGGAACGGAGCGAGUACGAUGUGGACAACAAACCCCUCAGCGAUAGCGAAGGAAGUACUUUCCAAGACUCCGAAAUAGAUUCGAUAAAACGACGUAGGGUCACCCACGUCAACCGCGGCAGCAUAUGAAGUGUGGGAAAAAAAAUCAUAAGCAUAUCUGUAUUACUAAGGGUGGUAAUGUUUAUGAUACAUAAAGCUUUUCGAGAUUAUCAUUCGAAUUAUUGGUUUACUCUUUUGAAGAUCACAUAUGAAAUGGGCGUACGACAUCUUUUUUUUCUUGUAACACUUUCCCAGGCAAUUCAAAAACUGGGCAUACGGGUCAAACCUGGUUGUUUCACGGUUCAGGCGUACAAGGG
This is a messenger RNA of Hypoxylon trugodes, 1744 nucleotides long. RefSeq lists its product as uncharacterized. Gene Ontology annotation, molecular function: RNA polymerase II cis-regulatory region sequence-specific DNA binding; DNA-binding transcription factor activity, RNA polymerase II-specific. The coding region runs from base 318 to 1517 and encodes 399 amino acids. Gene Ontology annotation, biological process: regulation of transcription by RNA polymerase II. The transcript has 5 exons. The record is from RefSeq and is a predicted model, not a curated record. NCBI's taxonomy places the organism in Eukaryota, Fungi, Ascomycota, Sordariomycetes, Xylariales, Hypoxylaceae.